Messenger RNA from Leptopilina heterotoma, 771 nucleotides. RefSeq names its product NADH dehydrogenase [ubiquinone] iron-sulfur protein 4, mitochondrial (gene ND-18). Lineage: Eukaryota; Metazoa; Arthropoda; Insecta; Hymenoptera; Figitidae. Gene Ontology annotation, biological process: electron transport chain. The coding region runs from base 93 to 680 and encodes 195 amino acids. The record is from RefSeq and is a predicted model, not a curated record. The transcript has 3 exons.
UGAUCUGUUUCCUUACUUUAAAAUAUGUAGUUUUAAAUUUUAAUGCCUGUAAACAUUAGAUAACAAAUUGUAAUAAUAUUGAAAACUUUCAAAUGGCAUCGCAUUUGUUAGUUAUGACAACUCGCGUUGUUAAUAAUCUUAGAAAUAUAAAUCAACUGGGAUUGUACAAACACUUGUCCACAAGUAAUUUGCGCUACACUUUAAAUGCUGAGGAAAAUGCAAAAUUGAAAGAACCUGAGCAAAAAGAUCCUAAAAUUGUUUUGCAAGAUCCACUUGAACUGCAACAGCAAGAAGCUCUACAUGGAUACAUUACAGUUACCACUGAAGAGAAUGUUGGUAUUGUUUCUGGAGUUCCCGAGGAACACAUUAAGAAUCGAACAGUUCGAAUUUAUCAGCCAGCAAAGAAUGCUAUGCAGUCUGGUACAAACAACACGAAUUUUUGGCAAAUUGAAUUUGAGACUCGUGAACGAUGGGAGAACCCUCUAAUGGGAUGGACUUCAACGGGAGAUCCUAUGUCAAACGUUAAAGUCGAUUUUGAGACGAAAGAAGAAGCCAUGCAGCAUUGUAAAAAAAUGGGUUGGCAAUUUUCUGUACAAAAGUCAUCUGAUGAUCAGCCAAAGCAACGUACAUACGGUACAAAUUUUUCUUGGAACAGAAGAACCAGAGUAACUACAAAAUAAACCCUAAAAAAGUUUAAAUCAAUUAUAGAACUGUAAAUGAUCUUAUGAAUAUUUAAAUAAAGUUUUGAGUGUGUCACUAUUAAGUAUUUAA